AAGGACCCAUGAACGCUUCAAUAAACAACGCGGGCUAAUGUAAACUUCGAAACUGUAUAUUUAUCCUGGUGCUUCAUAUAAAUAAACCCUAACUGGGAAAGCCCGAAGCAUAUGCGGAUGUUACGUUCUGUCGGUGCUGUGUCCCCACAGAAGAGUGAAGUUUUCCCUCUGAGCUGGUAAACACGAGCCGGCUAACGGAGCGAGCUAACGACCAAAGCUGCUGUGGCUGCGCACUUUCGUUUCAGCCGAAAUCACCGAAAACACCCAGCAGACCUGCCGAGUGUGUUUACGUUAACUCACAAAAUAUACUUUCGUGGCUAACAUGGGUCAGUCUGCAAGAUACCCGCAACGAAAGUAGUAGAUAACGGUUCAUAUUUGAAGCAGUUUUUUUGUCUCACCUUUGAAGAUUUAACGUUUUAUGUCCUGUCCCGGUAACGCAGACUAACAGCCGUAAUGAAGAGACGAGCCGAUGUAUCUUUUGCAUCACUUCACGGGACAAAGCGACGUCGGGAUGACAGCAGUUCAGAUGACGAGUCACGACUAUCCAGACAAGACUCCAGCCAAAAUGACUCCCUCAGUGACCAGGAGGAUCACAGACCGGGCUUCUCGAUGCCCUCCAUAUCAUCAUCAUCAUCCUUUGAUGCCCAAGAAACUGAUGCCCCUACACAGACCUCCUCCAAGUUUUCCAUGUACAACAGUGUGUCACAGAAGCUCAUGGCCAAAAUGGGCUUCAGGGAGGGUGAAGGUUUGGGGAAGUUUGGCCAGGGGCGCAAGGAGAUCGUGGAGGCUUCUACUCAGCGAGGAAGAAGAGGUCUGGGUCUCACACUCCAGGGUUUCCAGGGAGAGCUUAAUGUUGACUGGCGCGAUGAACCCGAGCCUAGUGCUGUGGAGAAGGUUGAAUGGUUCCCAGAAUGCACCACGGAGAUCCCAGAUGCAGACGAGCUUAGGGACUGGAUGAACCUGGGACCGAGAAAACUUAAUAUUGAAGAUGAGACAGAGUUUUGCACAGAAGAUCUUUUGCACACUCUUCUACGAUGCAAGUCAGUAUUUGAUGACCUGGAGGGCGAGGAGAUGAGGAGAGCACGGACACGCUCCAACCCUUAUGAGACUAUUAGAGGAGGUAUCUUUCUCAACAGAGCAGCUAUGAAAAUGGCCAACAUAGACCACUGUUUCGACCUUAUGUUCACCAACCCAAAGGAUUCUCAAGGGAGACCUCUGACGAAGGACCGAGAGGGCGAGCUUCUGUACUUUGGUGAUGUCUGUGCAGGACCUGGAGGCUUUUCAGAGUAUGUGCUGUGGAAAAGACGCUGGCAUGCCAAGGGCUUUGGCAUGACGCUGAAAGGACCCUGUGACUUCAAACUGGAAGAUUUUUAUGCAGCCCCGAGUGAGCUGUUCGAGCCUUAUUAUGGUGAGGGAGGGGUGGAUGGGGAUGGUGACAUCACCCGGCCUGAAAACGUGACUGCUUUUCGAAACUUUGUCAUGGAGAGCACAGAGAGGAGAGGGCUUCACUUCCUCAUGGCAGAUGGGGGCUUCUCUGUGGAAGGCCAAGAGAACCUUCAGGAGAUCCUGUCCAAACAGCUCCUGCUUUGUCAGUUCCUCACUGCACUUUCUACACUCAGGACAGGUGGCCAUUUUGUUUGUAAGACUUUUGACCUCUUCACUCCCUUCAGUGUGGGUUUGGUGUACCUACUCUACCUCUGCUUUGACAGGAUCUCACUCUUCAAACCUGUCACCAGCAGGCCUGCAAACUCUGAGAGGUACAUUGUGUGCCGUGGCCUGAAACCCGGCUCAGAUGCAGUCAGGGAAUACAUGUUCAGAGUCAACCUGAAACUGAACCAGCUGAGGAACACGGACAGAGAUGUUACAGAUGUGGUUCCACUGAGUAUCAUUAAGGAAGACACCGACUUCUACCAGUUUAUGGUCAACUCCAAUGAGAGCCUCUGCGCAGUCCAAAUCAAGGCCUUGGCCAAGAUCCACGCUUUUGUCGUAGACUCGAACCUCUCAGAGUCAAAGCAAGCUGACAUCAGGAAGGAGUGUUUGAAGCUCUGGGGGGUCCCAGACAAAGCCAGAGUCGCUCCUGCUUCCUCAGACCCAAAGUCAAAAUUCUAUGAACUCAUUAAGAGUUCAGAUGUGGAGUCGUUCCAGUCUAAGCCGACUGCUCUCAACUCCAGCACACUCGAAAAGUUGCGCCACGUCCUGGACCACAGGUGCAUUGUGGGAGGUGGAGAGCAGAUCUUUCUUCUAGCACUGGGGAAGUCUCAGAUUUACACCUGGGAUGGGAAAAUGCCUGUGCGCUGGAGGAAAAUGGAGAAUUUCAAGCUGGAGCUGCCAAGAGAUACACUUCUAAGUGUAGAGAUUGUCCAAGAGCUGAAGGGCGAGGGCAAAGCUCAGCGUAGAAUCAAUGCAGUUCAUGUAAUGGAUGCACUUAUACUGAAUGGCACUGAUGUAAGAGAUCAACACUUCAACCAGCGGAUCCAGAUGGCUGAGAAGUUUGUGAAGGCGGUGUCUAAACCCAGCAGGCCAGACAUGUACCCCAUCAGAGUGAAGGAGGUUUACAGGCUUGAAGAAAUGGAUAAAAUCUUUGUCAGACUAGAGAUGAAAGUGACAAAGAGCUCAGGAGGCGUCCCUCGUUUGUCCUACACUGGCAGAGAUGACAGACACUUCCUUCCCACGGGCCUCUACAUCAUUAAGACUGUCAAUGAGCCGUGGACGAUGGCGUACAGCAAAAACUCCAAGAUGAAGUUCUUUUAUAAUAAAAUAACCAAGGAGUCGACCUAUGCAAUGCCACCAAAUUCCGCUGCUCCUUUCCACGUAUGCCACUCUGACCGGCUCUUCUGGGCCUGGGUGGAUGGGGUCAUAGUUCAUGAUUCUCAGACCCGAGUGGACUCUGAGAAACUGUCCAAAGAUGAAGUGCUGUACUUCAUCCACCAGCAUUACCAGCCUUGAAAGACUGAAUCACAGGGCUUCAACAGCUGCAGCCUGUACACAGAGUGCACUAGGUUAAGAAGCCUUGGCAAAGGGUAUAAUGCGGUUCACUAAUCGGGCGGUUAUUAAAAUGACUUUAUGGCUGACUGUUUUAUGAAUCCACUGCUUAUUGACCAGUUAAAUAUCUAAAUAUCAAUAAACUGCUUUAUGACCCUUUUCAAAGUUCCUCCAUGUUCUCUUGUUAUCAGGUUGGAGCUGGAGUUCUGCAGCUGAAUCAAUUCUUUGCUGCUAUUUUUAGCAGUGACGUGUCCUCAUAAAACUGACACUUGAUGAACUAGUCUAUUUUUCCAUCUUUUCCACUGCCUUUGGCUCUUUGAGUUUGAAUUGUGAUGAGUAGCAUUGCCUUAUAAGACAAGAUGGAGACAAAGCUGUUUGCUGUUCUCGUCUCUACUUUUCAAUUGCUGUUCCUGGUGGAUUCGAUUUUUCCAGUUCCUCAUCCAUGCUAUGUUUGUUUUUGCACACACCACAUUGAUAGAUAGGGCUGCUGCAUUAAAUUGUGAAUCCAUAUCUGUAAUCAUUCUUACUUGCUCUAUCACUGCUGUAAGCAUGACUGGUCCUCUAUAGAAAACACAAGGAUCUGUUUGCCUCAUCUUUACAGUAACAGGGUCCCGGGGCUUUCUCUUGCAGAUCUGUAGCAUGUAAGUCACCCUUUAAGUCAUCCUCAUCGCCAUUUCAACAUGCACAAAGAGAUGUAGCAGCUCGCUGCUAUCCACACUUCCUCUGUCAUCUGGACCGUGAGUGAAAUUUGGAAGAUGUCCUCUUAGUUUUUAGGUUGUUUAUACCCCAGCUCCUCUUUAUAAUUGUGCCUCAUAUCAUCCAGUUGUGUCUUUUUUUAAUGCUGCAAACUGUUUUUCUCAUGUAAAUUUAGCUCUCAGUCCCAUUGAUGUAAAUAUUAAUAAUGGAGUAAAUAAAUGGGAGAUGCUGUUCCC
Molecule: messenger RNA, 3914 nt
Organism: Archocentrus centrarchus (flier cichlid)
Lineage: Eukaryota; Metazoa; Chordata; Actinopteri; Cichliformes; Cichlidae
Gene: cmtr1
Product: cap methyltransferase 1
Exons: 24
Coding region: 454-2946 (830 amino acids)
Biological process (GO): methylation; 7-methylguanosine mRNA capping
Cellular component (GO): nucleus; cytoplasm
Molecular function (GO): nucleic acid binding; methyltransferase cap1 activity; protein binding
Source: RefSeq, a predicted model, not a curated record